Messenger RNA from Rotaria sp. Silwood2, 396 nucleotides. NCBI's taxonomy places the organism in Eukaryota, Metazoa, Rotifera, Eurotatoria, Philodinida, Philodinidae. The record is from the annotation of a GenBank genome assembly.
AUGUCUUCCAAUAAUGAUCAAAUGCCAUCAUCACCAUCUUUAUCAGAUGAAUAUCCGCUUCGAUCGACCAUUAGCAUCUGUUCAACGUCAUCAAUGCAAUCUUUCAUGUGUAAUGAUGGAGGUAUUGAUACAACACGUCGUAUUCCUAAUUUUUUGUCGUGCAAAAAGUGUUUUAAAACAUACAAGUAUAGUCGAGUUAGUGGUACAUCACAAUUCAAUAAUCAUUUAUGUGCGAAAGUUGCAAUGGUGCUUGAUACAAGCACAACAACAUCUGAUUCUCUUUUACAAACAACCGCUGAAUUAUCAUCACCAUCACCAAUUAGAUCAAAUCUCAAACAGCAAACGUUAACUAAUACAUUUACUACAUCAAGAAAAUUGCUAUCUCAGGAAAUAUAA